UUUCGAAUGAGAUAAGGUCUCCCAAUCACGCGUAUAUUCGACGACUUUAAACGUGGGCAUUCCCGAAAACAGUGGCGUUUACACAAAUAUUUUGUCCUUGACCUGCUUCCAUAUACACGAAGAAUUUGUUUUAUCGCAGAGUAAUAACAUUGUAAGAACAAGCAUUGCCGUUAGCGUCUGUUCUGUACGAAUUUGCUGCGUGCACACUCCUCGAGACCAUCCAUGGGUUAUUCAGGCGGCGUGAAGAGCAUGAGCCGGGAGAGUGGUGCCGGAGCCGGCGGCGGGGUCGGUGUUGGCGGUGGCAACAACACGACGUACACACGAUCGGCGAUAACGCGCGAGCUGGCCCAGGACUUCGCGAGGCCGCCGCGCCUCGACGUGCUCCUCGACAUGCCGCCAGCCUCGCGAGAAACGCAAGUCCAUCACAGCUGGAACGCCGACGACCGUAGUCUAAAUAUAUUCGUCAAGGAGGACGAUAAGCUAACGUUUCAUCGACAUCCCGUCGCGCAAAGUACGGAUUGCAUACGAGGGAAGGUGGGGUAUACCAAGGGUAUGCACGUAUGGGAGCUUUAUUGGAGCACGAGGCAACGAGGUACGCACGCCGUCGUAGGAGUCGCGACGGCGGAUGCGCCUCUACAUAGCGUCGGUUAUCAGAGUUUGGUAGGGAACAACGAGCUCAGUUGGGGUUGGGACCUUGGUAGAAACAAGCUCUAUCACGACUCGAGAAACAACACUGGCGUGACGUAUCCAGCUCUCCUCAAGUCCGACGAGACGUUCAUUGUUCCUGACAAAUUUCUGGUUGUCCUCGAUAUGGACGAAGGUACGUUAGCAUUCGUAGUGGAUGGCCAGUAUCUUGGAGUAGCGUUCAGAGGGCUCAAAGGAAGGAAAUUGCAUCCUAUUGUGUCCGCCGUCUGGGGACAUUGCGAGAUCACGAUGAAAUACAUCGGCGGACUUGAUCCCGAACCUCUGCCCCUCAUGGAUCUCUGUCGAAGAGUGAUCCGACAGCGAAUCGGCAAGAAUAGACUAGAAGACAAGAUCAACGAGCUGAAUCUACCGCAGACGAUGAAGACUUAUCUUCUAUACCGGGACAGAAGGUAACCACUGAGUGAAUCUCCUCAAGAUGCCACCACGAUUAUGACUGCGAACAUCACCGUGUUAGAACGUUGCCACUACGACGCACAGGCGACCGUCCGCUAUCCCCUCUCGCGCCACCAAGGACAGCAACCCCUUAGCCGCGCGUCUCCGUUAAUCAAGCGCACGAUGUUCAACAGACUGACAUGCGUUAUGCGACGACGCGUCGAGACACGCCUAGUACCUCGAGAAGGCACGCUGAGAGAGCGACGCCGAAAUACCGUAUUGAUAACGACUCGUGGCAUCCUUAUCAGGACAAGUCGCGAUGAUUGCAAUCCUCAUCGUCGUUAUUGCCAUCGUCGAUAGGUUUAAUUCAUUAAAGACAAGGUUAAGAGACAAAACUGCAAGAAAUGAUUUUAACGAGAAAAACAUUUUGAAAUUAGUUAUUUUUAAUGUUGUCUUAUAUUUCUUAUAGGUAUAUAGGUUGUCUCAGCCAUUAUGUUUAUUGUACUUCUAUCUUUGGAUAGAGCAUUAUUAUUUAUUGGCUCUUAGAAAAUUGUACCGAGAAGAGACAAAUAGUUUCGGUAAGAUAAUAGUAGUAAGAUAGAUGUUUUCCGCAAUCAGCAAACAUAACGCGAAUAUUAUGCCCCUAUUAUUUUUUUUAAUAUUCGCUUCGUUGACGAUUCGCGGUAUACGAAGAAUAGAAAUUGUGACGAUUGUGAUUCAGACGAUGGCGAUGCGGCAAUUUGCGCGAUGUCGGAGACACGUGGUUAAAGACGGAAGGCAAAAGAUGAUGAGGCGAAAACACGAAGAAACUACAGCGCUUCGUAGUUGGCCAGUAAAAAAUAAAUUAGACUUAAUCGAGCCUGGAGGCUGAUACGGACGUGUCGCUUACUUACAUCUUGGUUAAUUGGUAGUGGAUAGCGCUGCUGGCUCAUAAUCCGGCCGCGAAUAGAAAAAUGGUGGAGCCACAAGAGGAAGAAAAAGCGAGCGGAGAAAAUUCGGAAGAUUCGACAGAUUCGGAGAAAAUAGAAAAUAAGAAGUUCGACAAGAGUCGUACGAAGAAUCGAGAAGUACAGCGAUAGAACUUGUGCACGAGCGCACAGUUGUGUAAAUUUUUUUCAACAUCUUGAAGUAAAAAAGUAUGUGAUGAAACAAGCAAAUAUUACACCUAGAUGUAUAGUGAUGGACAUCGGGCAGCCACCUUCCAAUAGACUCAUUUUUCAAGUAUUUUCUAAGCAUGCUAGAUUUAAUAAAAGUAUAGUGGUGUGUGCGUGUAUCGUGGAUGGAUAUUAAGUAAAAACGACGAGGGAGGUAACAAAGGAGGAACAGAACAAAGAUAAACCCUGCCAUAAUAUUCUCUUUAGCAGUGUUCGAAAAAAACGUAGACUUUACAAUUGCGAAUUCUGCGGGGGAGAGGGAGACCGAGUGGAGAAUGCGAAGAUAAAAAGGGGUAAGCAUUUGAAACUCGCGCUGUGGUGAACGCUAAAUAAACAUCUGAAGUAUGAGCUGAAGUAAAAAAAAAAAACUAAUGACAAACAAAGUGUGUUACUAAAAUUAAUUAUCUACAUCUAAUUGAUUUAAAGUACUGUAAAGUACUGCGGAAAUAGUAAUGUAUUUAACUAAUGUUUAAGAGAAGCGAGUGAACACACGGGCAUUGGCACAAAUUAUUCCAAACGCGAAUUGAAACUGUCAUGGAGAGCCGCUGCUAUCAAUGAAGCGUAGCGAAUAUAAUCCGAUAAAAGGAUGACAAACAGUAACAAACAAUACAUUGGAUUAUACUUAUCACGGAUUACUGAUCAUAACGAUUAUCGGAUUAUCGUAAUAGUUACAACAAUGACGACGAUAAACAAUGAUGCUGAUUAUAUUCGGAUGUGUAACUAUUAUACUAUUAGCAUGACAAAUCUUACGACUGGUCUCUAGUAUCUCUUUACUCUUACGUUUGUCGCUUAGGUUUAAAGACUAUGCCCCCGUCAACGGCUAUGUCGAUUUGUAAAUAGAUAAUAUUGAUAAUAUCGUACGCGACGCCGUAUACGUGUAUAUUGUGUGACGUUUAUUGUAUCCGUAGCUGCGGAAACAGGCAGACCGAAUGCGAGAGUGGUACCAUCUUCAUCGUUUUUCGUACAAGCAAAGCAAUCAUCUCGCGUCGUCAGACCUCCGUUUCGAUAUAUAUAUAUAUAUACCUUGCUUUCUGAGGCGCGGACUUAAAACGCGGUUGUUUCGAAAUCAGUUCGAUUGUUAAUCGCUGAUGUCAUUGUUUGCACACGCCACUGGCUUUAAGACUUGUCCGAGAGACUCGGAUCGUAUCGCGUCUUCCAAAUUAUCGUCAAUCGUUCGCAACCUUUAUCUGAUCAUUCUGAGCCUCGUUGUGGACGUAAAUCGCCUUUACUUUCACACCUGUGUGUCGGUUACGUUUCUCCUUGGUGCAAUCCCCCUCCCCGUGAUGACCUGUUUGAAUGAGCCCACUAAUGGCACGCUGGACUACAUUCCAACAAUCAUCAUCAAAGAACAGUUCGCGAGAUCACGCCGUUCUCGCGCCAAAAGCGCGCACGAUCUCGCACUCGGGAGCUUUCGAUCGCACAGCUUUUGGUGGUUCUCAACGUCCGGGAGCGUGAUCUGUCAAACGACGUUUGCUUUCGCUACCUCUCACCUCGCGCAAGGGAAACGCACGAAUCUGCGACGCGAACGGAUCGAAUGAUAAACGGACAGAUGCGAAGACAUUUCAGUCUUUUCGAGAAAAAAAACGUAUCGACUCUCCAUCGGCAUGCCGUCGUCGGAGUCCUGUAAUAAUGAAAACACACUGAAAACGAGAGAGAAAGAGAAAUGCUGUGAGGGAUCUCGCAAUGAGCGAUGACACAGAGAGAGAGAGAGAGAGAGAGAGAGAGAGAGAGAGAGAGAGAGAGAGAGAGAGAGGACCGCUGCGUGGAAAGAGUCGUCCUCGUUAUCGUUAUUUUCUUUUUUUUUUUUUGCAUAGCAGCAGGCGGUAAUUUACUUUGUCAUCUUUUAUUCGGCACCCGUGCAUGAAGGCAAAAAAAAAAACGUCGAAACAGUUCUCUCCAGCGGGGCGACUUUGCAUACCGCGAUAAAGAAAAGAAAUACACAAUUCCAAGUACGUGCACGAGGAAGCGUACCCGAGGACGCAUCUCAAGCGUUCACGCGAUUUAAUGUACAUUCAUUCAUACAUGUCAUUCAUUGUAUUGUUAUACUCGCGUGAGAAAACUGAGGAAAACUAAGUACACGCGCGCGCGCACACCCUCAGAGAGGAAGGUUUUUCCGCAACUAUACUUAUUGCUACCCGUUGAGCCGAUACUGUUUUAUAUGAUUGCCUAUAGAAACGCAUGUCACGAGCCGAGCAUGAAAGAGGACAAAUAGGAUGAAAAAUAUUGUACAAAAUUAUUAUUAAUAAUUGAUAUUAAUAAUAAUUAUUACUAUCCAAUAGUUUAAUUAAUUACUCGGUCGUCGUUAUCGUGUUAGUCAGGUAUUUACGAAUAUUAUGAUAUAAUUGUGGUUUCAGUUUUUGUACCUUAUGUAUAGGGAGAAAAGUGUGUGCAAUCGAUCGAUAUGACAAUAGAAGAAAUGAAAUGAAAAAGAA
Messenger RNA from Wasmannia auropunctata (little fire ant), 4663 nucleotides. RefSeq names its product protein gustavus. NCBI's taxonomy places the organism in Eukaryota, Metazoa, Arthropoda, Insecta, Hymenoptera, Formicidae. The coding region runs from base 223 to 1098 and encodes 291 amino acids. Gene Ontology annotation, biological process: proteasome-mediated ubiquitin-dependent protein catabolic process; intracellular signal transduction. Gene Ontology annotation, cellular component: SCF ubiquitin ligase complex. The record is from RefSeq and is a predicted model, not a curated record. The transcript has 5 exons. Gene Ontology annotation, molecular function: protein binding.